Messenger RNA from Lachnellula hyalina, 1638 nucleotides. RefSeq names its product putative GTP-binding protein, mitochondrial. The record is from RefSeq and is a predicted model, not a curated record. Gene Ontology annotation, molecular function: GTPase activity; GTP binding. Lineage: Eukaryota; Fungi; Ascomycota; Leotiomycetes; Helotiales; Lachnaceae. Gene Ontology annotation, cellular component: mitochondrion. The transcript has a single exon. Bases 1 to 1638 code for a protein of 545 amino acids.
AUGCCCCCAAGAUGUUCCAGCAUACAAGGGACAUUGACGCCAUUCCUGUAUCCCUCCCUCCUCUCCAAUGUCGCUAAAACAAGCUAUCGAACUUUUCUCCAACGCCGCCAUGAAUCAACAACCACCGCACCCUCCCAACCAACGUUCGAAGAAGGCUCCCAUCUGAACCCUCCCCCCACCGACUACUCGCGCACAAUCUUUACAGACAAGGCAACAGUAACCCUAUUCGCCGGCUCCGGCGGCCACGGCUGCGUCUCCUUUGUCCGCGAAAAGUACAUAGAAAAGGGGCCUGCAAACGGAGGUGACGGAGGCAGCGGAGGAAACGUCUACAUCCAGGCUGUACGCGGUGAGACGAGUUUGCACAAGCUCGCGCGACGCAACAUUCUCAAAGCCGGACGCGGCAAGAACGGCCAGGGCAAAACACGUGGCGGAGAACGAGGCGAUGAUAUCAUUGUGCAAGUCCCAGUCGGGACUGUGGUGAGAGAGAUAGAGAGAGUGGAUCCUGUGUUUAUUGAAGAACAAAGGUUGAAAUUGGAGGCGGGGAAGAAAGAUGGUGUUGAUGAGAGUGGCCCUUGGAAAUGGAGCCGUGAUAAGUGGUUACUCUACCCAGCUGUUACGCCUGAAGAUAUCGCGACUGCGGAAUUCCCUUCUUUGCCUCGGGGACGGAAAUCAAUGCUGGCCAUGGCGCAGGUGAAAGCUCCUAUCUCACUGGAUCUAAGCGCGCCUAUGGAGAGUCCGAUUUUGCUUGCUGCUGGUGCCGUGGGUGGAUUGGGAAAUCCACAUUUCGUUACGAGGGAAGUGCCUAGGCCCAAGUACGCUACAAAGGGGGAAGGGGGCAUGAGGAUUACAUUAGAGCUAGAAUUGAAGCUUCUUGCAGAUGUUGGACUUGUGGGCUUGCCCAACGCGGGAAAGAGCACGCUGUUGAGGGCUAUGAGCAAGAGUCGCGCACGAGUUGGAGAUUGGGCAUUCACGACUCUCCAGCCUAACAUUGGAACUGUCGUACUGGAUAAUCACCAUGGAAGACCGGUAGCACAAGCGACGUACGAGACAGGCGAGCCGAGAAUCAAUUACACCAUUGCCGAUAUCCCCGGUCUCGUCCAAGACGCACAUCUCGACCGCGGUCUAGGGAUCUCCUUCCUACGACACGUCGAGCGCGCCCGCAUCCUCGCCUUCGUAAUCGACCUCAACGCCGGCGAUGCUGUCAAAGCCCUCCAAGCUCUGUGGAAGGAAGUCGGCGAGUACGAGCGCAUGAAAAUCGUCGAAGAGAAAGAGAAGUCCGAUCCCAUCGUCGAAUGGUCGCCUUUCCGAUCCACGGAAGACGCAUUGGCCAAUCGUUCCGAGACAAUCGUCAUUCCAUCAGGAGGACCGACUUUAGAUGCUCCUUUGGCACCACAGUUACCGAGUAUUGCUGGGAAGCCGUGGUUUGUAGUUGCUACAAAGGCGGAUUUGCCGGGCACGCAGGAGAAUUACGCGCAGUUGAAGGCGUAUCUAGAAGCUGUUGGAAGGGGCGAGCAGGAGCAUCCUAGCGGGCAAACGAAGAGUUGGGAGGGAAGCGUUGAGGCUGUUCCUAUUAGUGCUAUCAACGGGCAUGGGACAGAGAGGAUUACGGAAUGGAUUGUGAACCUACUGGAAGAGUGA